GAAGCGGUGAUGAGCCCCCUCGCCCUGGGCGUGCCCCUCACCGUGGUCAACGUGCUGGGGCUGCUCGUCAACGGCUACAUCCUCCUCGUCGUCCUCAUCACCAAGCAGGCGCACACGGCCAACAGCCUGCUGCUGCUACACCUGGGUGCCGUGGACGCGCUGCUGUGCGUCGUCUUUCUGCUCUUCCCGGCUCCAGGACUCCUGCUGCGCUCCGGCACUGGUGCCGCCUGGCUUGGGGCUGGGUCUGCAGCCUGCGCCACGCACGGCUUCCUCAUCACGCUUCUACACCCGGUGGCGCUGUGGACGGUGUGCGGGCUGCACUGCGACCGGUAUUGCGCGAUCGCGGCGCCGCUGCACUACGGGGCGCUGGUGAGCGUGCGGCGCGUCGCGGCCGGGCUGGCGGCGGCGUGGGCGGCGUCGCUGGCGCUGGCGCUGCCGCCGCUCUUCCUGGCGGCGCCCGCCUACCGCUACAGCGCCGCGCAGGCCGGCUGCGCGCCCGACGGCGGCGCCGCCCUCUGGUACUCGGCCGCCUACGCCGUGCUCGCCCUGCUGCUGCCCACCGCCGUCAUCCUCGCCUGCAACGUCAAGGUGCUGAUGAUCGCGCGCUACCACCGGCACCGCAUCGCGUCGGCCAUCUUCGAGGUGGCGCUGUCGGCGCAGGUGACCAUCAUGCACCAGCGCAACCCGCUGGCGGGGGCGGCGACGCCGGCGGCGGUGGCGGCGCGCAGCCUCUACCGGGGGCGGAACGCCGUGCCCACCGUGCUGCAGCUGGUGGCGGCCUGCAUCCUGCUGUACGUGCCCUGGCACGCCGCCAUCCUCUGGGAGGCGGCCGCCGCCGCAGCCUCCGCCUCCGCAGCCGCCUCCGCCUUGACCACUGCCGCCCCCGGCGCCGCCUCCGCCGCCCCCGGCGCGGCCGCAGUGGCCGUGCGGCCGCCCCCACCGCCGCUGCUGGCCCUGUCGGCCGCGCUGUUGGCGUGCGCGCCCUCCGUCAACGGGGUGCUGUACGGCGUGCGCAGCAAACUGCUGCGGAAGACCUUCCAGAACUACUGGCGCAAGCAGAUGUCCAAGAGCGAGAUGAACCAGGAGAUCCAGGCGCGGACGCCGUCGGCGUGCGGCUCUCGCCGGCCGUCGCUGACUCCCCUAGGCCUGCUGACUCGGCCGUGCGCCGCCACGCUGCAGCGCCGCCUGUCGGAGGCCCUGCUGGACCCCAGCCAGCGCACCAGCCCGCACGCCAGGGACCGGCCGCGCAUCCAGCGCAUCGCUUCAGAGCUCGACUGGCGGCCUGUCGGGCUAGCCGCCGGCCUGGAGCGCGGCGGCCGCGCGCACGCGGCCUCUUGCAACACGCUGCGGGUGCCGGACAGCGAGCCGUCGCCGCUGACGCUGCAGCCGGUGGCCGCGCCCGCGCCCACGUCCGCCCCCACUCCACGAGUCACCGUGAGGGCUGCGCCGGCCGUCUCCUGCGGCCCGGCCAACCUCUUCCUCCAGAGGGUGUUCGGCGCCGGCGCAGCCGCCGGUACCGGCGGCGCAGACAAGGAGGUCUCCCUCAAGAGGGCCGCCGCCAUACAGACGGUCCUGUCGACGCCGCGACGCUCGCCGCGCAUCCUCAUCACGCGCGCCUUCUCGGAGGAGAGCGACCACUCGCCGCCGGCGUCGGCCGCGGCCGGCGACCUCGGCGACAGCGGCGCCGGCGGCGGGCUGGGCCGCAAGUACUCGACGUCGACCACGUCGCUGCUGGACCGCCGCUGGCGCCUCGCGCUCGACGCCAAGGAGCGCGAGGCAGCCGCGGGCAUGGUGGCUGCGGAGGCGGCGGCGGCGGCGGCGGGCAGCAGCGGCGACGACCAGAGCGGCGGCAGCGCGGUCGCCAGCAGCGACGACGAGGGAGACGACGCGGGGACGGAGGAGGUGGGGGCGGCGGCCGAGGCGGAGCGCCGCUGCCUGCGGUGGGGCGACGCGGCCGACUGCGGCAGCGCCAGCGGCUCGCUUGUGCUCAACGACUGCGACGCCAGAUGUAUCGACAGUUCGUCUGACGACGAGUGCGACUGCUCGGACGCCUCGUCGGGGCGGCUGUUCUUCUCGCUGGACUGCGCGUCUGGCGCCAGCACGACGCCGCUCGUCGCCAACAACACGACGAGCAGCGGCCAGCAGCAGGCCGCGGGCGCUCCACCGCCGGCGCUCAAGCGCCACCAGCUGCAGCUGCACGACCAGGGCGGCGUGGGGUCGUGGCCGACCGCGCGACGACCCGCCCCCGCCUCCCACAGCAUGGUGCAGCUCGCCAGGAGCCUCAGCGACGUGCCCAGCGCGCCAGAGUUCGUGCUCUAGCACAGGCGGACGCCCAGCACCGGGACCGGCGCCAGUCCACCGCGCCCGCCACUGUCCCAGCGUCUCAACAGACAGUCCAAACGUUCCGUCGACGAGUGUUGGCUUUGAAGGCAGUGCACGUUGUUCGUCGCGGCUACCACGGGACGAUGGCAAACGGACGGCGACGAUGUCCUUGGGACGCACUAUCAAUACUCAGCAGCUGUACCAAAUACGAACGUGGAUGUCCAAAACAGCCAUUGGACUGCUCUCAGGGCAGUGGGAUGACUUGCUCACACUCUUUCAGCACUCUGCAUAACCAUUUCUAGUGGAAUUCAGUGAGACUCUCCGCAACUAAAAGUGGCGCCAGAGAGAGUCUGUAGUUCCGGCUGCAUCAGAGAAACUGUUUAGUGCACUACAUACUAGUUACAAGUUGGACUUCAAGACGGGACCGUAGUCAUAAGUCUCCACUUUGAACAGAUCACGUUCACCGCGUAACUCGAUAUAAUUAUGAUUUCCUUCCGUCCCGAUCCUCAGUCCUUCUCUACCAUGUUUUGAACCAUUCAACUUCACUCUAAUAUUUUCGCUUUCAUUGACAUUUCAUUCUUCCGUACUCAUGGAGAGUGAGACAACUUUAUUACCUAUGACAUGCAGUAUACUUCCGAAAAAAACUACACCUCAUAAAGAACUACACCUCAUAAAAAUCACAAAUAUCUAACACGAAUAUUUAAUAGAGAGGGUAACUUCUCAAAUAAAAUGUGUAAUCGAGUUGAAAAUUGUACCUGAAAUGACUCAGCUGUCUAUUGCAAGACUUGCCGUGUGCCUGAGUCGUAUUAUACGAGCUGAUCAAACGUCUCUUUAUGACAUUCUGCUUACUUAGUACUGAUGAAGAAAAUGGAUUGACAUUAUUGUUGCAUCCGCUACAUGUAGCGCAAGCGUCGUACUGUGGAUGACGCAAUAUUGCUACUUGUCCGAGAGUCAAGAAUCUCAACCAGUUUUACUUGUUUCUUUAGUGACGGUACCAGGUAAUACUGUGUUAUCCAUUCCUCCUUGACGGCCUAUUAUUAUCAUACAUAGCUGUCGCUAGGCUCACCUUCAUCAUCUCAUUUCGUUUGCGAUGUCUGUGCCAACCAAUAUUUGGCGCUAUUCUAGAAUACAUGGCGUAAGAGACGUAUUUACAAAAACGUACCCCUUGCAUGGAUUAGGAUGACCUCUUUUAAAGUUAUAAUAUUAUUACAGUCCUUCUGUACUAAUUUCCUUGAUCUCUAAGCUCCUUUUGGCAGUGUGAAUGUCAUUGAGUCA
Schistocerca nitens (vagrant locust) is the source of this 3597-nucleotide messenger RNA. RefSeq lists its product as uncharacterized. NCBI's taxonomy places the organism in Eukaryota, Metazoa, Arthropoda, Insecta, Orthoptera, Acrididae. Gene Ontology annotation, cellular component: membrane. The record is from RefSeq and is a predicted model, not a curated record. The coding region runs from base 10 to 2319 and encodes 769 amino acids. Gene Ontology annotation, molecular function: G protein-coupled receptor activity. Gene Ontology annotation, biological process: G protein-coupled receptor signaling pathway. The transcript is spliced from 9 exons.